Molecule: messenger RNA, 4340 nt
Organism: Oncorhynchus kisutch (coho salmon)
Lineage: Eukaryota; Metazoa; Chordata; Actinopteri; Salmoniformes; Salmonidae
Gene: arhgap24
Product: Rho GTPase activating protein 24
Exons: 12
Coding region: 692-3049 (785 amino acids)
Biological process (GO): wound healing, spreading of epidermal cells; signal transduction; activation of GTPase activity
Cellular component (GO): focal adhesion
Molecular function (GO): GTPase activator activity
Source: RefSeq, a predicted model, not a curated record
UCACGCAAACACUCGCUCCUCCUGUUCCUCCUCCUCCUUCUCCUCCUCCUUCUCUCUCUCCUUCUGCAGCUCUUCAAGCUGUAGCCUGGAGGGCAGGGUCACUCUGCUGGACUGUGUGCUGCUUUUCUCACAGACAGCUUAGCUCACUCGGAGACUAAGUUGAGUUGUGGACAGCGUGUUGACUCAGGCUGGGAAAGACUGUGUUGUGACUCUGAUGUACUGCGUGGACUGCACUCCCUGCCUCUGGAGCCCCCAUGUGGCUUUAGGCUGCUGCUCUGCUGAUCUCUGUUGUGGCUGCCGUUCGUCCGUGCUGUCUUGUCCCCACGGAAACCUAUCCAGCAGGCAGAUGGUCUGAGCAGUCAAGGGAAAAGUUUAUAACAGCAGCUCGUUGGUAAAAUACACGAUCACAGAGAACCAGUCUGAGUUUCCUCUCUCUUUUUCCGGUCUCCUCUGAGGCAGCUGACCAUCUCUAUGGAAGGGGCAACAGCAACAGGAGUGCUCUGGCUGAAGAGGUCGAGAUUCUCCCCUUCUUUCUCCGAUCUCUCUUUCUGAGUGACUGGACUAACUGUGGAUUAGGAUCUUUUUUUGUUGUCGAUAGGAAACUUCACACGUCACAACCUGGAUAUUACUUUAGAGGCUGAUUUCUAGAGUAAAGGUGAUCUUCUAGAGAUCUUCUUGCCUGACCACCACCAUGGAAGAGCAGGCAGUGUCCAACAGUAGUCCCCAGCAUGGCCGAGGCCUGGGCAGGCAGAACGUCAUCAGGUGUGGCUGGCUGAGGAAGCAGGGAGGCUUUGUGAAGACUUGGCACACACGCUGGUUCGUACUUCGAGGGGAACAGCUACACUAUUACAAAGACGAGGAGGAGACUAAAGCCCUGGGGACCAUUCUGUUACCUGGAAACAGAGUCACUGAGCAUCCCAGCAAUGGUGACGAGGGGGGGAAAUUCCUGUUUGAGGUCUCUGCAGGAGGAGACAGGGAGCGGAUGACAGCGAAUCAUGAGACAUACCUUCUUAUGGCCAGCACCCAGAAUGACAUGGAGGAUUGGGUGAAGACCAUACGCAGGGUCAUAUGGGCCCCAUUUGGUGGAGGUAUCUUUGGUCAGAAGCUGGAGGAGACGGUGCGGUACGAGAGGCGUUAUGGGAGCAGGCAGGCCCCCAUGCUGGUGGAGCAGUGUGUGGGCUUUAUACGCAAGUGGGGCCUACGGGAAGAAGGACUGUUCAGGCUACCAGGGCAGGCCAACUUGGUCAAAGAGCUGCAGGAUGCCUUUGACUGCGGAGAGAAGCCCUCCUUCGACUGUAAUACAGAUGUUCAUACAGUAGCCUCUCUACUAAAGCUGUAUCUCAGAGAGCUACCAGAACCAGUCAUCCCCUUCUCCAAGUUUGAUGACUUCCUCUCCUGCACCAAAAUGCUCUGCAAGGAUGAGGAAUCUGGAAUGAAGGAACUGAAAAGACAAGUGGAAUGUCUACCUCCAGUCAACUACAAUCUGCUUCAGUACAUAUGCAGAUUUUUAGAUGAAGUCCAGUCCUAUUCAGGUGUGAAUAAAAUGAGUGUCCAGAACCUGGCCACGGUCUUUGGUCCAAAUAUACUACGGCCAAAGAUUGAAGACCCUGUAGCAAUCAUGGAAGGUACAGUGCUAGUGCAGCAGCUGAUGUCUGUUCUGAUUGGUCGGCACGACGUGUUGUUCCCUAGAGACGAGGACAGUCCCAAGACACUGGAACUGGUCAACAACAACAAUGAGGUCCAGAAGAGGCUGACCCAGAUUGUGCCGACGGUACAGACUACAGAACAGAACAACAAUACCCAAAUACCCCAGCAGAGGGUGAAACAGUGUUCUUGGGAGACCCCCGACUCGCCUCACCGCCAGCCCCCGGUAACGUUAGACAACAACGGCUCCGGUUCUCCUCGCUCAGCCAGCCCACUUAACGGCCAUGUUACCGGGCGCUUUGACCUGGCCCGCAGCCCGCCAUUAACCGUGAAGAAGAACCCGGCGGUCUCCAAGGGCAGCGGCGUGGUCACCAACGGCUCGUUUAGUUGUUCGCCCUCUGGAGACGCAGCCAACCAGGAGAAGAGCCAGACUCUGCCCGGUAACACAGGAGGAAUCAGCGGCCUCCAGGCCCGGCGCACCCUGAAGGGCUCGGGCACCAAGAUGGGCACCAGCGGGGUCCCUAAUGGAGGUGUCCGCAUGGGAGUGUCAAGUACCGACGUGGUCAACGGUACCCUGAACGGGCGUAAUGGUCUGUGGGUUCCCAAUGGCUACCCGGUCACCUUACGAGACAGCAAGUCUCGGGACUGUGGGGAUCAGACGGCAGCCCAGAACCGGCUGUCCACCUAUGACAACGUCCAGCAACAACAACAACAACAACAACAGUUACAAAAUCAACAACAGCCGUGUCUCAGCUCUAGCUGUGAGGACAAGCAGAGUGUGGACAGUGCUACCUGGUCCACCUCCUCCUGUGAGAUCUCUCUUCCAGACAACUCCACGUCCUGCCGUUCCUCCACCACCACCUGCCCAGAACAGGACUUCUACGGUGGGCUGGGCCACUACCAGGACCCCCUGCUGCUGCUGGAUGGACCUAGGGGGCUGUCCUCCCUCGACGAGCAGCCCCAGCCAGGGGGGGACGUGGAGGGGGAGCGGAGGAACGGUGCUGGAGGGAGGGGUAGUGGAGCCACCAGCAGCAGUGAUAACAGUGAGACGUUCCCUGUCAAUAAAGGACCCAGUAGUCACAGUGCUCUACACAGCCUGGUGGCCAGCCUGAAACAGGAGAUGCAGAAGCAGAAGACAGAGUACGAGGCCAGGAUAACAAGCCUGGAGCACAGUAACCUGGAGUUGGAGACUGAGAUGGGGACUCUUCACGAGGAGCUGAACCAAGAGAAGAAGAAGGUCACCAUGGUGGAGAUCAAGUUUCGUAACGCAGAGCGAGCCAAGGAUGACGCAGAGAAGAGGAACGAGAUGCUGCAGAAAGAGAUGGAACAGUUCUUCUCUACCUUCGGAGAUCUGACCGACGAUCCGCGCAGGCCCGACCGGGCCAAUACCAUCUGGAUCCAGUGAGGGGUUGUGUCAGUGCAGGGUGGACUGUGCCAUUUGAAUCGAAUGAGAGGGGGUGGGACUUGACAAUGACUUGGAGACAUAUUGAAAGGGACAUUACCGUCUGGAUCUAGUGAGGGGUGUGUGUACCACCUGGGGGGUGAGAGAAAGUGGGAGAAUGUACUAAGGAGAAACUUUGACAGACUGCACCACCUGAAUCUAGUGCGAGGGGGUGUCACAGUACACGGUGGUAUGUGCCAUUUUAAUCUAGUGAGAGGGGGUGUGGCAGUGCAGGGUGGACUGUGCCAUUUUAACCUAGUGAGAGGGUGUGUGGCAGUGCAGGGUGGACUGUGCCAUUUUAAUCUAUUGAGAGGGGGUGUGGCAGUGCAGAGUGGACUGUGCCAUUUUAAUCUAGGGAAAGGGUGUGUGGCAGUGCAGGGUGGACUGUUCCAUUUUAAUCUAUUGAGAGGGGGUGUGGCAGUGCAGGGUGGACUGUUCCAUUUUAAUCUAUUGAGAGAGGGUGUGGAGGUGCAAAGUGGACUGUGCCAUUUUAGUCUAGUGAGAGGCGAUGGGAGUAUGUACUAAGGCUGUGUUUCCCAAACUUGGUCCCUUGGACCCAUGUGGCAUACAUUUGGUUUUUUUCCCUAGUACUACACAGCUGAUUGAAAUAAUAAACUAGUAAUCAACCUUUGAUGGCAAAAACCAAAACGUGCACGUGUGGUCCCCAGGACUGAGUUUGGGUAACCCUGUACUAAGGAGUAGAAAAAACCAUUGAGAGGGACAAUACCGGCUGAAAGCAAGAGACAUAUGGAUACAGUGUGUAGUGGGACAGGGUGCAUGUCGCUGGAUCUCAACCAUGCUGACUGACUGUGGCAAUAUUACUGAAGACGCCAGGCGGCUGGUUAUCUGCCUGACACAGACUAUACCCAGCCUAUACAUGGACUACUGAAAGACUACACUACCCAUAAAACCAUUCUUCUUCCCCAUUUUCCUUCAAGAUCCAAUCAAGUAUAUAAUCAACCUUGUUCCAUGUUAUCAUGUAUCUGGCUGUGUAGAUAGAGGACCAUGUUAUCAUGUAUCUGGCUGUGUAGAUAGAGGACCAUGUUAUCAUGUAUCUGGCUGUGUAGAUAGAGGACCAUGUUAUCAUGUAUCUGGCUGUGUAGAUAGAGAAAAAACUAUGCUGAAGAAAAGUUAUGUAUGUGUAAAACAUAUUUGUAUGUUUGUCUGGUAUAUUUAAAGAACAUAACUACGUAUCCAUGUGUGACAUUUCCAUUUGAUGUGAAUGCUUUUUGUUAAACAUACAUUUUAUUUUCAA